Biomphalaria glabrata is the source of this 6587-nucleotide messenger RNA. RefSeq names its product nuclear factor related to kappa-B-binding protein-like. Gene Ontology annotation, cellular component: Ino80 complex. The coding region runs from base 181 to 4410 and encodes 1409 amino acids. The transcript is spliced from 25 exons. Gene Ontology annotation, molecular function: protease binding. NCBI's taxonomy places the organism in Eukaryota, Metazoa, Mollusca, Gastropoda, Planorbidae. The record is from RefSeq and is a predicted model, not a curated record.
CCCCUCAGUUUCAACUGGCAACUUGAUUCAAUGUUGUUAAAUUGGCACUGCAGAGUUAUUAUGAAAGAAAAUUAACUUCCGGAACAUGGUUCUCUUCUCGCUUAAAUCGGCUACAUUGAAGGAUUUUAUUGGAUAUUCACAUUUUAAAAUUAAAAAUUACCUCACUUAGAAAUUAAAGAAAUGGAUGAGUCUGAUCAAGAGAUGAGUGAAGAAAUGGACAGUGACAAUGAUGCCUGGUCAGGGGCAAUGCCUGGACCAGAUGAAAGAACUGAGCAGUGCAAAGUGGGCAAAGAAACACUGCAGCUACCAGAGCUUUUCUUGGAGAAGAGACACAUUUUAAUGUCAGUGCUGUCAACAGAUACCUGGGACACAGUUUUAACAGAUGACCAAAAACAAAGGCUAGAGCAAUUACUGCCGUCGUUUCCAAGCAAUGAUGGAGAAGAAAAACGGGAAACAAUAAGGCGACUAUUUAAUGGUGAAAAUUUUAAAUUUGGAAAUCCAGUAGAAGAUUUGCAGAGGAAAUUGAGAGAAGGCUAUUUACAUCCUGAGAUAGCUAGGUACAGAAAACAGACGCGUCUGUUUCGUUACAGAGACUAUAAAAUGAGACAGCAGCGUCAUUUAUCAGAUCUUUUAAAACAUUUGUUGCUAGCCAGACAGGGUCUUUUUGAGCAUGCUUCAACUCUAGCACCAGGAGAACCAAUAAAAUUUCAGUAUAUACCACCACCAAAAAAGAAAGCCUCACCAUUAGAGCAAACAGUCAAGAAAAAAACAUCUAGAAUUCUCAAAGAGGUGCGAGAGGAGUGUGGAGUGCCAGACACCUCGUCGGAAGAAGAUGAUGAAACCUCAAGUCCUGUACAGAGGAGCAGAAGGCAACUUUUCAAGUCUCUGGGCCCCAUUCCUUCCCCAGAGCCCACACUCCCAAGUGUCGUUUCCACUUUUGCUAGCAAGCCAUCUUUAGUGAAUGGAGAUCUAAAUACUCUUAAUCACAUUUCUAGCGACAGUCCAGUCCAUAAUUUAAACAAUAAGAGAGCUCGUCCGAUUAGUCCUGUAGAGGUGACUGAAGAAAGAUACAAACUCAUGCUGAAGUUACAUAAAAAGAAGAAAGUGUUGGAUCCAGAGUUGCCAGAACUGGAUACAAGUAGUGUUACAUUGCAAGAUAUUUUGUCUAGGUGUCAAGCUAAUAAGAAAAAUGUGAAAAUGACAGCAGGUGAGAUAGACAGAGACACACCUACCAGCUCUGCAGACACCACAACAGGUAACCCAGCCACGAUGAAGAAACGACUCAAGCUUAAAGCCAAGGGAGAAAAAAAGAAGAAGCUGAAGGUGAAAGAUUUACCAGCUGCUUCUGUGGAAGAAGAAGAUGCUGUCAUGCCGCCCCUGCUAUCCACUUCUGAGCUGGAUCAGAGUUCCAACUUCUUGGGUGUUGAUGAAGAGUCAGAAGAGAUUUCCAAGACAGUAUUUGGACCUGCUUCUAAUUUCUUCUGUUUACUAAAAAGCAUUUUGUCUGAAUUUCCAGAUAGUAAAUGCUCAACCCCAAAAAUAGAAGAUAGAGUGAGAGAAUGGCUGGACCUUAAUGAUGAAAUCUCUAACCCAUGGUUAGCACUACAGAAAAGUUGGGUGGACCAUGUUGUAUCUGCUCUGAAGUUUCUGUCUGGAAGUGAACUAGGCUUGAAGGUGGAAAACUUUGUGCCAUUAGUGGAUUACAAGGAGCGGGCUCAGCAGUGGAAAUGGAUUGGCAUUGGUCGUGACUCAGAUCCUGAACUAUCCUCAUUGUUUCGCUACUGGUUACAACACAAGGAUGAUGUCACUGUGGAUGGUGUUGAUUCUACCCAAGGCUCACCACCACCACCCAAGGCUAAGACCAGUUUUAUAGUUAGGCCCACCUCCAACAAUGAAAAAGCUUUGUUUAGAGAACAAGAGCGACGUAGAUUUGCAGCACCACAUAAAGCAUUCACAUUUAUGAUGCACGGCUAUGACUCUGUGGUUGGCCCUGUGAAAGGAGUCUAUGAUAAAGACAGUGGGGCCAACAAAGCCAGGGAACACAAUUUACUGGUUUCUGACAGACCUCCAUUUGUGACAAUAUUAACAUUAGUUCGUGAUGCUGCAGCAAGAUUACCAAAUGGUGAAGGUACUCGAGGUGAUAUAUGUGAACUUCUCAAGGACUCACAGUUCCUUGCACCAGGUGUAACAGAAACACAGAUCAAUGCAGUUGUUAGUGGUGCUCUAGACAGGCUACAUUCUGAAAAAGAUCCCUGUGUAAAGUAUGAUGUCACUAGAAAAUUGUGGAUCUAUUUACAUCGCAAUAGAACGGAAGAUGAAUUUGAGAGGAUUCAUCAGGCCCAAGCUGCUGCUGUCAAGGCAAAGAAGACAUUGACAAGGCCUAAAGCUGGCAAAGUGGCCAAAGAAUUGAGUUUACAAAUUACUCCUGUUGCUCCUGUAGCUUCAGCGGUUACAACCCCAACCAAACAGAAUUUUACAUUAUCGACACUGCCUACAACUACAGCUGCUACACCGGUAGCUGCUGCUAAAACUCCCACCACUGAAUCAACACCUAGUUCCUUACUGGGGAAAGGAGCCAAGCAAGCAACAUCUCUUGUACGUCUAGCUGGCAACAAUUCUACAAGCAUUACUCUCAGCUCUAGUAUAGCCCAGCUUCAAGCAGCAAGAGCUGCUAUGGCAAAAUCUGCAAACACAGUGAGCCAGCUGCAAACAAUUAAGCAGCUCACCGCUGCUCAGAAUCUGAAAACCACACUUCCCUCGGCCACUACCACAUCAGUUGUGACGACCUCUGUUCUGACGGUGACGUCGGUGGGUUUAAGUGUAAACUCAUCUCUGGCAGCACAGCUUUUAUACUCUCCUGGGUUGACCCAGGCCAGCAUGGUGGCUGGGAAACUACACAAACCUGGCAUGUUGCCAACAAGCACUGCCACUACUUUCAGCUUAGUGACUACCAUGAAUGCAUCGCAGUCUGUGGGUAACACAGGCAAAACCCUUGCUGUACCCACAAUCAGUAUGCUGCAGAAUCAGCAGAUUCUCAAGCAACAGCAGGCGGCAUCGCAGAGUGUUCUCAAACAAAAUGCUGCCCUUGUUGCAGCUGUAGGACAGACAGUAGCUGCUGCCACCGCAAACUCUAACACUGUGGGGAAGCUGACACCAGCUGGCCCCAAGCAGACUUUUACAAUGACAGCCAGACAGACCCCUCCUCCCAAUGUUGUAGUCACAAAGAACCAGGCAGCAGUAAAUUCUCUUAAGUCUACAGGCAUGAAGCAAGCAUCUCUGAUAUUGGCUCAAGAUGGUUUAGGGAAUCUGACACAAGGUCCUGCUGGUAAACUUGUAGCAUUGACCUCUGUCCCAGGCGCCAUGAGUGCUGAUGGCACUGUAAUGGCCCAAAUAAUGCAGCAGGCUGCAACAAAUCCAGGUACUCCAAGAGGAGUUUCUCAAUCUAUAAGACUGCAUGGAGGCAGUCUUGUUCAAUCUGUGAUAGGCGGUAAGCCAGUACAAAUCAGUGGUAAACCUUUUGCACAAGCAAAGGGACUGAUUCAGCUAGCAGGCAAAGGGGGACAACCCAUAGGACUUAUCAGAGCCCCACAAGGCUCAUUAUCAACAAUCAAUCUUAUACCCCAUUCAGCUGUGACUUCUGCCUUAUCUUCUGCCCCUGGAAAGACGGCAACUGUUCUUACUGUAGGCAACUCAUCAUCACCCUCAUCACUUUCAAGUCCAAGUAUAACCACUGCAACACCCACCGCUACAGCUGUCAUUGCUGGUGCUUCAAAAGGUGCUGUGUCCAGUACACAGGCCAAAAUGUUAAACCCACCACAAGCUGGUCUUAUGGUGACACAGUUAGCCCAAGGAAAUAUUACAUUAAGAGCUGCUGGAACAGGUAACAAUCAGACUAAAGUAAUUCCAACAGGAACUGCUAGUCUAGUACCCACACAGUUUAUACUUCAUCAUGCUCCAGGAGUCAGCCAGGCCUCUUCUGGUUCUCUUAUAGUAAGUAAUGCAGCCCCAGGUGUUAAAGGAGGUCAGAAUCUUCAGAUGGUGAGAACAGUUUUGUCACAGAGUAAUUUAAAACCUGGACAAGCAACCAUACUCAUCUCACAGCCAGCUCUACCUCAGGGAGUUGUCACUUCUGCCACUGGUCUUACUGCAGGACAGGUUGUUCAACAAAGCAGUAAAACAUCUGGUCGAGGAUCUCCUAAAGGCAAGCCAGUGUAUGCACGCAUCAUCACACCACCACCUGGCAUGAAAUUGCCCAACCUUGGUCAAGUGCCAGUCAGUGGGGGCAAUGUAAAUAUGUUACAGACUGUCCUGGUUACAUCAGCCCUUCUUAACCCCUCAACAGUGGUAACCCCUAGAGAAGAGACAUUGACUUUGGAUAAACUAAAACAAGAUGGAUCUGGGGAUAGUUGAUAGUGUUAUGCAGUGCAGAACAGCAGAACAAAAUUUAUACAAAGCAUUCUGUGAAUAUUUCAUCCAUUGGAUUAAUUCCUUGAGCUCAGCUUGUUAUAUAUAGACCUGUCGGUUUCGCAGAUUGACCUAACAUGAACUAUAUCAGUGUCUUGGAUGGACCUGUGCCCAAGUGAAUGUUUACUUGAAAUAGUAAUACAUACCUUAUCUUUGUUCAUGUUAUUUGUUCAACUUUGGAUUAACUAUUAUGUGAUCCAUUUGUUAUUUUAUAUGUGUAUAAUUUUUUUUUUUAAAGUUUAAUUCAACUUUUAUUAAGUGAUCUACUAAGUCACACAAUAAUUUCCACUCAAUAAAUAAGUCUAAAGGGUGAUUAGGAUAUUUUUCCUGUUCAGUCAGUCAAUGACAUCUAGAUGACUAGGCUGUUAUAAUUUAUAUAGAGGCAAACCUUCUGAUAUCUUGAGGUUCAUGUAGAGCCUUUCACUUACUCCAUAAUAGACUUACAUCAAUUCUAUUUUAUCACACCAGCUUGCUAGAGCCAAAGUCAUCUGGUGGCCACAGAAGCAAAGGACCAGGGUUAUUCCUGUGUCUGUAUUUCACUGUCUGUAACAAGCAGCAGGAGAAAUGUGUUUCAUCCCCAAUACUGCAAUGUUGUGAAGUAGCAUUCUGGUAGCCCUGUUUUUCCAGACCUUGUUAAUCAGAAUAAUUCUCAAAUUUUGCUACACAUAAUCCCCUUAGUGGAAGGCUUUAAAAAAAAGGCUGCAACUUUGUAUCAUUUUCAAUAUUAGUUGUAGAUUAUUGGUAUUGUAAAUUUAAUAAGACCCAAUUUUGUCAAAUACAUUUUUUAUUGCUCGGAUGUAUAUAUGUUUAAUAGGAAAUUAAAGUAAUGAAUAAACAUAUCUUUUAUUUUAAAGUAAUGGUGUCAGAAUCAAAUUUCAUUGCUUUACACAAAAGUAUGAACUUUUAUUUUUACAUAGUUUCUGGUCUUGUGUUUAUAGCCUAAAAAGUUAAAGUGAUUUUAAUAUGAAUUUAUGAUAAGUUGAGCUAUAAAUUAUUUUAAAACAGCUCUUUCCUUGGCUACAACAAAAUGGCUUCAAGCCUGAUUUUUGUGUCUUUCAUCUUAUUUCAGUGAUAAUUUAACAUCAACAGUUAGUAUUACUAAGCUACAAAAACCAAGUGCUUUUAGAAUAGGUUCCGCUCUGGUACUAGAAAAACAUUGGCAAAUUAGGCCUUCAUCUAGUUAAGAAGUGCAUGAAAACAGGUUUUGAAUAAGACUGCUUAUUGUACUUCCUGAAAUCAUUGACACUUUGACUAAAUCUAGAUAACAUAAACAAACAAAAGUUGAUUUUAAACUGGUUGAUCAAAGUAUUUCUGUUGUUGUUAAAGUCUCUUAACACAUUCUAAAUGUUAACGACUUCCCCCCCCCCCCCCCAUUUAAAUAAUUGCACUAAAGCAACCAUGUCAAAAACAUUUUUGAUAUCACUAUUUUAGCUUUAUGUGGUGUUAUUUCAUGGCAUAUGUUUUCAUGGAUCUGAGAGAAUUGUACUCAAUUAUAGAUUCUAUUUUUGUUUAGAAAUUUAAAAAGUUAUCUCUUAAAACAAAAAAAUAUUUAUUUUCAUAUUUUCUUCAAAUUUUUUUUUUUUUAAGAAUUCAAUUUGGAUCAUGAUAGUUUUCAGUAAAUCUUAAUUUGUAUUUGAAAUAAAUUUGUGUCAAUUUUGGUCAAGUUGUGACUUUUUAAUGGGUCCAGAUAGGUCAUAAUUGAAAGACAUUCUUGUGAAAAUAUUUGUCUCAAUCAUGAUCAUGAAUUGAUUUUGUUUAGAAUGUCAUCUCUGUAUACUUGCCACCAUAAGUAGUGUCAGAGACUGAGUGCAUUUUAUUGUUGUUCAUUCCAUUGAUGAAGUGUACAUUUAGUCUCUAAAUGAUCCUGCCUCCUGCACUCAUGUGAUAGAGCUUGUCAUUGAGGCACAACUUUUUCUUGAGUGCCCAGAGGUGUGACAUUUGUAUCAAUAGCAUUGUAAUCAAUAGUGUGCCAAUUAAUGUACAUACUUAGUAUUGUUAGAAACAUGCAGCCUGUUUAUGAAUUAUAUAUAAAUAUAUAUCUAUAUCUAUAUGAAACAUUUUGUUCCAAUGUUUGCUUUGAAUCUUCACUUGGAAGACAAUAAAAUAUUGAAUGUAUGAGUCAA